UCCAGGAAGUGAAGAACUGUUUACACAGGGCUGUGUCUGUGGCUCUACUGUAGCUCGGCUAAUGUUUCGGUUGUGGCACAGCACUAAAACAAGUCGGGUGACACUGUCGGGUUUAACCUGUAGAAACAUGUCUGCUCAGUGUGACGUUGAAAGCAACAGGUCGAUUCACUCGGACAGCCUCGAGGAGGUUCAUAACAUCCCGAUGAAUGUCAUCAUCAGACCGAUCCCCUCGGUGCUGGAUGAGCUGAAAGUUCAGAGUCUGAUGAACACCAUAAAGGACACAGCAGACAUCAGUGUUGUUCCUCCCAUCGAUGUGCUCUGGAUCAAAGGCAGUGAGGGAGGAAACUACUACUACUCUUUUGGAGGCUGUCACAGGUUUGCUGCGUAUCAGAGGCUGAACAUGCCGACCAUCCCGGCCAAGCUCGUCAGAUCAAACAUCUCAGACCUCAGGACUUACUUAGGGGCUUCAACUCCUGAUCUGCGGUGACGGCAGAGCUGCUUUAUGAGAGACUUUGCUCAGGUGGCUCACACACUCACACAGUUAUGACUCUCCCGUUAAAGCUGCAGAGCACAGGACUUACCAGCAGGGGGAAAUGUAACUCUUCAGUUAAACACAUGACCUUUGUCAUUGGAAACCACUGAAAUGUGAAUUAAAGGGUGAGUGUGUGUGUGUAAA
This is a messenger RNA of Epinephelus lanceolatus (giant grouper), 676 nucleotides long. RefSeq names its product sulfiredoxin 1 homolog (S. cerevisiae) (gene srxn1). Gene Ontology annotation, molecular function: sulfiredoxin activity. Gene Ontology annotation, cellular component: cytoplasm. Gene Ontology annotation, biological process: cellular response to oxidative stress. The record is from RefSeq and is a predicted model, not a curated record. Lineage: Eukaryota; Metazoa; Chordata; Actinopteri; Perciformes; Serranidae.